This is a messenger RNA of Zingiber officinale, 981 nucleotides long. RefSeq names its product vacuolar protein-sorting-associated protein 37 homolog 1-like. Bases 176 to 856 code for a protein of 226 amino acids. Gene Ontology annotation, biological process: protein targeting to vacuole; protein targeting to membrane; ubiquitin-dependent protein catabolic process via the multivesicular body sorting pathway. Gene Ontology annotation, cellular component: ESCRT I complex. Lineage: Eukaryota; Viridiplantae; Streptophyta; Magnoliopsida; Zingiberales; Zingiberaceae. The transcript is spliced from 8 exons. The record is from RefSeq and is a predicted model, not a curated record.
UCAACGCUUUCCCAAUUGCCGCGUCGUGGGCGAGUAAACCCAGGCCAUCGUCGACACCAGCGAGGAAGAGAGGGAAAGCGUCAAAGCGAAGAACCCUCCUGGCAUCGACCGCUUCCCAGGAGAACGUUUCUCUUUUCUCUCUAUCGUUACCGCCAAGAUCCCAGAAGCUGCUAAAAUGAAUUGGAGGUUUCCAAUUUUUGGGGGUCCUUCACAAGCACCUCCUCAGUCAAAUUUCCCAGAAAUUCCUUGGAAUUCUUCACAACCUUCAACUCCAAGCAAUUCGUCUGGUGGCAGCGCUCAUGAAAGGACCACUGUUCUUCUUCAGUCAUCACCGCAUGGGCAACCCUCACCUACUGAGGCCGCUGGAAUAAUUUCUCAUUUGAAGAAUAAAAGCGCUGAUGAACUGAGGAGGUUGUUAUCAGACAAGGAAGCAUAUGGAGCCUUUUAUAAUUCCCUUGACCAAGUGAAAGUUCAAAAUAAUCUAAGACAUGAACUUCGGAAGGAGACUCUGCAGCUUGCUAAGGAGAACUUGGAAAAGGAACCUCAAAUUUUGGAGCUUAGAAACCAGUGCACAAUUAUUCGGACGACCGAGUUGGCAGCUGCUCGAGAAAAGUUAGCUGAACUGGAAAGGAUAAAGGAACAAACUCUCAGUUGCUGUUCUCCAUCUGGUCUCCUCGAAAAGUUGCACGAGGGAAUGAAAGAAGUGGACAAGGAGUCAGAGGCGCUGCACCGGCAGCUCCUCGAGAAGGAGGUCGACCUCCCAAGUUUUGUGCAGAAGUACAAGAAGCUCCGCACCGUUUAUCACAGGCAGGCACUGCUCCGUCUGGCAGCCAAGACAUCGGGGCUCACAGCUUAGGAAGCUGUAACUAGAACUCUUUGCAAUUGCUUAUAAGAUGGCAAUGUAAUGUGCCGCCAAAACUUUUGUACAUGUGCGCGCGCACACUCAAUUGAUUCUUGAUUCAACUCUUGGACAAUCUAAAA